Molecule: messenger RNA, 5385 nt
Organism: Lemur catta (Ring-tailed lemur)
Lineage: Eukaryota; Metazoa; Chordata; Mammalia; Primates; Lemuridae
Gene: STIL
Product: STIL centriolar assembly protein
Exons: 18
Coding region: 826-4707 (1293 amino acids)
Biological process (GO): protein localization to centrosome; smoothened signaling pathway; mitotic spindle organization
Cellular component (GO): centriole; centrosome
Source: RefSeq, a predicted model, not a curated record
UAAAAUUUGUAUUAUUUUUGUUAUAUUGUUAUUUUUUUUUUUCUGAGUAUUUUCCAUCCGUGGUUGGUUGACUCCUCGGUUGCAGAACCCAGGGAUACAGAGGGCUGACGGGUUUGGGAACUGUUCCUGAGGUGUCUGCGUAUUCUACCCGCAGAGUGGUCAAAGCAGCCAGUACUUCCGACUUCUUACGCCUACCCAGCUGGGCUUUUCAUUGCGCGUGCGCAAGGCCCACCCUACCCCGGAAAUUAACCGUUGAUGAAAUGAAGGAUUUAAAUCAUCGGAAUCCUGAUCCUGGAGCGCCAAUGGCGCGCUUAGUUCUCCAAGGAGGCUUGAGAUUGGUCGAGCAUGGAACCUAUGUAGAAUGCUGAUUGGCUGGCACGCUAACACGUCACGGCGACUGCGCGUGACGCUUGCAGCGCCGCCUCCGCUCCCUGACUGGCGGGGUUUUUGACCAGUUAGCAGGCGCAGCGCGGCUCUCUCGGCUUCACAAGCUUGUGUUUGCCGCCUCGAUUCCCGCGACCCCAACGUCCCAGAGGCGGGGCCGCAGUCGGGAGAGGCGCUACUUGGAGCCAGCCUCUGCUCCGACCCCGCAAACCGACUCUUAGCUUGUCGGAGGUUGCGGAGAGUGGGGCUUUGUGCUCCUACUUCCCCCUACGGCGGCAGCUGAGCCCGGGGAAGGACAGUGGGUAACAUUCAGUCCUCUAAGAGCCGGGCGCCGAUGACUAGAAGGGGAGCUAAGUGGGAGAAACUAAACGGACCACGAAUUCCUUUGGAAUCGUCUGUGCUAAGGAUACUGAGGAUUUGAAGCUAAAUCAUUUACCAAAUAUGGAGCCUAUAUAUCCUCUUCCAAGGCCCCAGAUGAAUACCAGGUUUCCUUCAACCAGGAUGGUACCUUUCCACUUUCCUCCAUCAAAAUGUGCACUUUGGAACCCAAUGCCAAUUGGAGAUUUCAUCUACUUACAUCUCAAUUACUACAGAAAUCCAAAGCUUGUGGUGACUGAAAAGACCAUUCGACUUGCUUAUCGUCAUGCUAAACAGAAUAGAAAAAAUUUGCCAUGCUUUUUACUUGGUUCUCUCACAGUGGACGAAGAUGAAGAAGGUGUGACACUGACAGUAGAUCGCUUUGAUCCUGGUCGAGAAGUACCUGAAUGCUUAGAAUUAACCCCUACUGCUUCUCUUCCUGGGGACUUUUUGAUUCCAUGCAAAGUUCAAACUCAGGGACUUUGUUCAAGAGAAGUGAUAGUUUACAAUGCAGAUGACUUCAGUUCAGCUUUUAAGGCUCUACAGCACCAUGUAUGUAGCAAAGAUUCCUUGGACUGUGGUAAGCUGCUUUCCUUAAGAGCUCAUAUCACUUCCAGGGAGAAUUUGGACAAUGUGGAUUUUGACUUGCAUUGGGCAGCAGUAACUCUAGCAAACAGCUUUAAAUGCACACCUGUGAAGCCCAUCCCCAUUAUCCCAACAGCUCUUGCAAGAAACUUGAGCAGUAACCUGAAUAUUUCUCAAGUUCAAGGAACUUAUAAAUAUGGGUAUCUCACCAUGGAUGAAACACGCAAAUUGUUACUUUUACUGGAAUCUGAUCCCAAGGUUUAUUCUCUACCAUUAGUGGGAAUUUGGCUAUCUGGAAUUAUACAUAUCUAUAGUCCUCAGGUAUGGGCUUGCUGCUUGCGAUACCUGUUCAGUUCUUCCAUUCAAGAAAGGGUUUUUUCAGAAUCUGGAAAUUUCAUCAUAGUUCUCUAUUCUGUGACACAUAAGGAACCUGAGUUUUAUGAAUGCCUCCCUUGUGAUGGCAAGAUACCUGACCUUAAGUUUCAGUUACUAACCAGCAAGGAAACAUUACAUCUUUUCAAAAAUGUUGAACCUUCUAACAAAAAUCUAAUUCAUUUUGAACUGAGUGCUGAAAGCCAAAAUACCGAAACAGAGCUUUUCAACAAGACUUCCAAAAAUGUUUCAGUUAAGAGGUCUUCCCAAAAGUUAUCUCCUGGGAAAAUGCCAGUAAAUGAUCACGAUUCUGGUGUUGAAGAUGAAGAUUUUUCCCCAAGACCAAUUCCUAGUCCUCAUCCAGUGAGUCAAAAGAUUUCUAAGAUUCAACCUUCAGUUCCUGAACUUUCGCUUGUAUUGGAUGGCAAUUUCAUAGACUCAAACCCUCCACCUAAUCCACUGGAAAGAGUGAAUAAUGAAAAUCCUCCUUUGUCGAUUAACCACUCUGACCACUUGAAGCCAUUGCAACCCCAGCUUUAUGAUGAGGAAUGCAGCCAAGAAACUGAAGCUGAAGAGCCUUCCUUGAGAGGGAUACCAAGUCAGUUAAACCAGGGCACUACCCUUUUGAGACACUGUGAAGUAAGACAACCAUCUACAUGUAAGAAAGGGAACCCCCAUAUCAGGAACAGUGUUAAACCACCUUCUCAUAAUGAGCCAUCUCAUGGUAUGUUUGAAAAGCUUCAAGCAGUUUCUUCUGGAAAUGUACAAAAAGAAGAGUAUCCUAUAAGACCCUCCACGUUUAAUUCUAGACAAUCUUCUCUUGCCCCACAGUCCCACUCACAAAAUUUUGUUUUUUCACCCCAUAAUUCAAGAAGACCAGUGGAACUUCAGAUAUCUACUCCCCCACCACCAUCUUACUAUUCCACAAAUGUUUGCAGUUGUUGUCAGCAUCAUAGCCAUAUUCAGUAUAGUCCAAUAAAUUCUUGGCAAGGAAUAAAUACAGUUGGAUCUAUUCAAGACCUCCAGUCUGAAACCCUUCAAAAGCAUGCAUUAUUUCACCCAAGUGGAUGUCCAGCUCUAUACCAUAAUGCAUUCUAUUCUUCAAGUAGUCCUAUAGCCUUGAGACCUCAGGGAGACAUGGACGGUUGUUCUUCACACAGCAAUGUAGAGCCAUUACCUGUGGCGAGACUGCCUUCACAUGUGGACUCAUGUAACCCACAGCCUUGCACAGUGUGUGUACACAUGCCCAAGACUAAGUCAGAUAAUGGAAUGAUGGGACUGUCUCCAGAUGCAUAUCGGUUCCUCACAGAACAAGACAGACAGCUGAGACUACUUCAGGCACAGAUUCAGCGUUUAUUAGAAGCACAGUCUCUGAAUCCCUGUUCCCCUAAGACAACCGCUGUUGAAGACACAGUGCAAGCUGCAAGACAAAUGGAGUUAGUUUCCAUGGAAGCACAAUCUUCUCCUGGCUUGCACAUGAAAAAAAGUGUAAGCAUUGCUGUGAGCACAGGUGCUAGUUUGUUUUGGAAUGCACCAAGUGAUGAUCAAGAGCCUGACUCUCAGCUGAAGCAAGAUGAUACCAAGAUUUCUAGUGAGGACAUGAAUUUUUCUGUUGAUAUUAAUAAUGAAGUCCCAAGUCCUCCAGAUAGUGCAUCUUCAUUAAAGGCAGUUGAUAUUCCCAGUUUUGAAGAGAGCAACAUUGCUGUGGAAGAAGAAUUUAAUCAACCACUUUCUGUAUCCAACUCUUCUCCAGUUGCAAGAAAAAAAGCUGAUACACCUGUGUUCUUUCCAAAUGGCCUUCUGGCAGAGAAUGUAAGCAUGUGCUUACAGACAGGACCAACAGAGGGUGCUAGUAACAACUCUGAAACAUCAGAGGAACCAAAAAUUGAGCAAGUAAUGCAAGAACAAGUAAUGCAACCCUUGCCUCAUCAACCAUCAGAUAACCAGAAAAUUUACCAGGAUUUAUUGGGUCAAGUGAACCACCUAUUAAAUAAUUCCUCCAAAGAAACUGAGCAGCCAUCUACCAAGGCAGUAAUUAUCAGCCACGAAUGCACCAGAACCCAAAAUGUUUACAAUACAAAGAAAAAAAAGCAUGAUUCUGAACUAGUGGACAAAGAUUGUGUUCUUAAUGCAACCCUUAAGCAACUAAGAAGCCUUGGAGUAAAAAUUGAUUCUCCCACUAAAGUGAAAAAAAAUGCACAUAAAGUGGACCAUGCCAGUGUGUUGGCAUGCAUCAGCCCAGAAGCAGUGAUCUCUGGAUUAAACUACAUGUCAUUUGCUAAUGUUGGCAUGAGUGGCGUAAGCCCCAGUGGUGUGGAUUUGAGCAUGGAAGCAAAUGCUAUAGCUCUGAAAUAUUUAAAUGAGCAUCAGCUGUCACAGUUGUCUCUCACUCGAUCAAACCAAAACAACUGUGACUCAUCGUUUAGCCUUCUACAUAUUAAUACAGACAAAAGCACAGUGGGGCUUAGUUUAAUUUCACCAAACAACAUGUCAUUUGCAACCAAAAAAUAUAUGAAGAGAUAUGGACUCAUACAAAGCAGUGACAACAGUGAAGAUGAAGAGGAGCCUUCCAACAAUGCAGAUAGCAAGAACGAACAUUUAUUGAAUAAAAACCUUACAUCCAUACCUGAUCAACUUGGUCAUCAGAAAGAGCCUUCUGGGAAUGCCUGUGAAAUAAUUAAUUAUUAUAACUGUGAAUCCAUGGGCACCCACACAGAUAAGCCAGUAUUGAAAAAUAUUACAAAUGAAAUUGUGCGGCCAAAAGCAUCACAGCAGUUGAAUGAAAACCCAGCUUUCUUAUUAAAAAACCAUAAACCAACUCCUGUAGUGAACCUCCGAACUGGGAAAGCAGAGUUUACUCAACAUCCUGAGAAGGAAAAUGAAAGGGACAUUCCAAUUUUUCCUGAAAAUUUGCAGCCUUCUGAAACUUUAAAGCAAAUGAAUAGCAUAAAUUCAGUAGGCACCUUCUUAGAUAUAAAGCAUCUCAGACAGUUGCCAAAAUUAUUUUAAACCUUUAACUCUCUGUCGUGAUAUAAGGACAGUGUCUCCUGAAGAUAUGUAGGGAAACCAGAGCCUUUUGGUGAUUUGGGGAUUCCUAAUCAUUCCAGGAGUCAGUCUCUUGGUAGCAGCUGAUUGCAAAGAGCUGAACAAGUGACUUGAUUGUCUAUGAAGAUGGCUGGCUAGUGGGAGGGCUAAGUUCUCGUUCAAAUAGAGCUGUUCAGCAUCACUGAAAAUUUUAAGAAAAACAAACCUUGAGAUCAGUUAUUUCAAUAAAUUUAGGAAAACAUAUACUAUCCAACUCUGAAUCUGUACUGCUGUUUUAUACUGUACAUUUUAAGAAGUCCAUUUUCCUAGCAUGUUGCAUCUCUGCAUCUACCCUGUUUCACUAAAAGAACAUGAAGUUAUCAUGACCUUGGCUAAAUUAGCAAAAUCAACCCUUCUUGAGUUUAAGGGAGAAGUUAUUUUUUUAAAUAACUUAAGAUGUUUUAUAUAAGGAUUAUAUUUCCCCUUAAGAUGCAUAUUUAUUAAAUUCUAGAAAUACAAGUUUUGCAGUGUGGUGGGUUAAUAUUAAUGUAACAUCUUCAGUAUAUAGCAGUAGCUAUCACAGAAUAAGAAAAUUACUGAGAGUGUGCUUUAUAACCUUUGUGAGUUUUUCAAGUGUCUUGAUAUUGUUAAUAAAACUUAAUU